Molecule: messenger RNA, 240 nt
Organism: Lactuca virosa
Lineage: Eukaryota; Viridiplantae; Streptophyta; Magnoliopsida; Asterales; Asteraceae
Source: the annotation of a GenBank genome assembly
AUGGGGAAUUGGAACCCUGGUGUGAUUAGAAGCCAAUUAAACGGAUAUGUGAGAUUACUGGAGCACAAUAAAGGGAUAGUGGAGGAGGAUCAUUUAGAUAAUCGAUGGGAAGAGGCUACAAGCAAGGUUGUUGACGAGAUCAUCUUCCUCAACAAAAUCACCACCGUCACUAAUCGCCCUACUCUCACCAUUCACCCAGUCGGUGUGCCUCAUCUAAAAGAAGGAGACGUUCCUCCAUAA